AAUGAAAACAACACAUACUAGUUAUUUUAAAUGGCAAAUAAUAUAUUCAUGUAUUUAAUGCUUUUAAUUUUCGAAUUUUUAUCAUUAUAGAAAAAAUCUUCUUUUCGAAUAAAUAUAAUAAAAAGAAAUAUGUCAAUUUGGUUUUUGGCUCUGUUAUUUUUUUGUGUUGUAAAUGAAAUUUCCAGCUAUGACUCCGAUGUUUUAAGUGAUGAAAAUAUCUUAAAAAUGAUAAAAUAUGAAUUGUCCCACACAAAUUUAAACGAUAAAAAUGUCCAUGAAAUGAUAAAACAUGAAUUGUCCCAAGCAAAAUUAGACGUUGAAAUGUUCUUCAAAAUGAUAAAAGAAAACAUAUCGUACACAAAUGAAGAUGCUAUAAUUAAUUUAAAUAUUUUAAACGAUGAAAAUAUCUUAAAAAUGAUAAAAAAUGAAAUACCCUACACAAAUUUCAAAAACGAAGAAAAGUUAAAAAAUUUAAACGUUGAACAAGUCUUAGAAAAGAUAAAACAGGAAUGGCCCUUCAUAAUGUUAACAAAAGAAAUAUACUUUACAAACAUUAUAUUGGAAGUACUAAAACGAAAUGAUUUGUUAGUCCGAGAAUUCGGUAGUUUGAAUUUAUUUGUAACAUUUAUGUGUGAAAAUAUGGAUAACACGUUGGAGCAAUUAAAAAUUUACUUUGUUCCACCAAGCGAUGACAUAACUGGUGUAUUAGUUCGAGAAAGAAUAAUUCGCUUAUUUCUUAUUAAAUAUCAUGUAAGUAAUAAUAUACGAAUGAAAGAACCUGAAGAAUGGAUUAAAUAUACCAGUGUAAGACCAACUUUGCUCAAAGAAUAUCAACGCCGGUAUUUUAUAAUGAAAAAAAUUUACAAUAUUUCAAGAAACGAAAUCAUAGGAUUAACAGAUAACACUUUAAUAAAUCGUUACUGGUAUGAUUGGCAAAAAAAUAAUUAAAAUUCUAUUUGUAAUAUUCAAUAGAUAAAUAAAAUGAAUCAAUAAUUAUAUUACUAAAUUUU
Molecule: messenger RNA, 1010 nt
Organism: Daktulosphaira vitifoliae (grape phylloxera)
Lineage: Eukaryota; Metazoa; Arthropoda; Insecta; Hemiptera; Phylloxeridae
Exons: 22
Coding region: 130-948 (272 amino acids)
Source: RefSeq, a predicted model, not a curated record